Rattus norvegicus (Norway rat) is the source of this 2240-nucleotide messenger RNA. It is a transcript of the gene Vmp1, whose product is annotated as vacuole membrane protein 1. Gene Ontology annotation, cellular component: vacuolar membrane; endoplasmic reticulum-Golgi intermediate compartment membrane; endoplasmic reticulum membrane. Gene Ontology annotation, biological process: plasma membrane phospholipid scrambling. The record is from RefSeq and is a predicted model, not a curated record. Lineage: Eukaryota; Metazoa; Chordata; Mammalia; Rodentia; Muridae.
ACCUUAUCUGAGUCACUUGACUUCUGCCUGCCUGUGUGUGCAUUAUUAGACUUGAGUACUUGAGUCCUUCUGCGAUCUGAUUAUUCUUACAGAAUAUUCAUAAGGCACUGUCAUACAGAACAUCCACUUUUUAGAGGAAGAGAAUUGUCACUAUGUAGAGGGUAUUUAAGGUUGAGUGACUAGAUGACAUCAUUAGGGAGAGAGUGUGAAGAGAAUGCAAAAAGGAACUUGGGAGGAGGCAUUGACUAGAAUAGUAGAAGCAGCAAGAGCUGUCAGCAGAGUAUGCAGAGAAGUGGGGAGGAAACCAGCCCCUUCUAGGAGAGAGUGCGUGAUCGUUUGCCACACCUAGCUCCUCCAGAGUUACUGAUCUAUGAAAUGGCAGAGAAUGGAACAAAUUGUGACCAGAGACGUGGAGCAAUGAGUAAGGAACAGCAUAAUGGGAGUUUCACAGACCCCUCUUCAGUAAAUGAGAAGAAGAGAAGGGAUCGGGAAGAAAGACAGAAUAUCGUCCUGUGGAGACAGCCACUCAUUACCUUGCAGUAUUUCUCUCUGGAAACUCUUGUAGUUUUGAAGGAAUGGACCUCAAAAUUGUGGCAUCGUCAAAGCAUGGUGGUGUCCUUUUUCCUGCUGCUUGCUGCGCUUGUAGCUACGUAUUAUGUGGAAGGAGCGCACCAGCAGUAUGUGCAGCGGAUAGAGAAGCAGUUUCUUUUAUAUGCCUACUGGAUAGGCCUGGGGAUUCUGUCCUCUGUUGGUCUUGGAACAGGAUUGCACACCUUUCUGCUUUAUCUGGGCCCACAUAUAGCUUCAGUUACAUUAGCUGCUUAUGAAUGCAAUUCGGUUAAUUUCCCUGAGCCACCCUAUCCUGACCAGAUUAUCUGCCCAGACGAAGAAGGCACUGAAGGAGCCAUAUCUUUGUGGAGUAUCAUCUCAAAAGUUAGAAUUGAAGCCUGCAUGUGGGGCAUUGGGACAGCAAUUGGGGAGCUGCCUCCAUAUUUCAUGGCCAGGGCAGCUCGCCUCUCAGGUGCUGAACCAGAUGAUGAAGAGUAUCAGGAAUUUGAAGAAAUGCUGGAACACGCAGAGACUGCACAAGACUUUGCAUCACGAGCUAAACUGGCAGUUCAAAAACUAGUACAGAAAGUUGGAUUUUUUGGAAUUUUGGCCUGUGCUUCUAUUCCAAAUCCCCUGUUCGACCUGGCUGGAAUAACAUGUGGACACUUCCUUGUACCUUUUUGGACCUUCUUUGGUGCAACCCUGAUUGGAAAAGCAAUCAUUAAAAUGCAUAUCCAGAAAAUCUUUGUUAUAGUAACUUUCAGCAAACACAUCGUGGAGCAGAUGGUGGCUUUCAUUGGGGCUGUACCCGGCAUAGGUCCGUCUCUGCAGAAGCCUUUUCAGGAAUACCUGGAGGCCCAGCGGCAGAAGCUCCACCAUAGAAGCGAAGCAGGCACAGCGCAGGGAGAAAACUGGUUAUCCUGGACGUUUGAGAAGCUGGUCGUUGCCAUGGUGUGUUACUUUAUCCUGUCUAUCAUUAACUCCAUGGCACAAAGCUAUGCCAAACGAAUCCAGCAGCGCUUGAACUCAGAGGAGAAGACUAAAUAAGCAGAGAGUUUUUAUCUGCAGAAGUUAGCGUGGUGGAGCCUGCCUUACAUCGGGAGGGCUCUCACCAGGAAGGAAGAUCCCCAUUUCCAACCUGUACUGAUUUUUAAAACAUUUCUCCCUGAAAGCAGUUUAGUCCACAUUUUACACUGACAUACUUUUGCUUUCUUUGUUAAGGUAAGGUCUCCACCCUCGAUUCAAUCCACAUUGUAUUCCUUAGGGUGGAUAUGAUGUUCUGCUGCAAACUUAACAAAACUGGCCUUCUGACACUUUCACAGGGCCACAUGGUCCAACUGGAGAACCUCGGCCACACAGAACCUUCUGACGUAUGUUAAAUAUGCCAGGCUUUUCAGGCUUGUCACAAAUGAUUGGUUUUUCUAAGUCACCAAAUGUAUAUAAGUUAUAUAUGUUGGAUAGCAGUCUUGCAUGCCUAUCAUGGAACAAUGUAAUAUGCCUUCCUUUCCCACCCUCAAAAAGGCCAUUUUAUGAUGCAUUGCACACCCUCUGGGGAAAUUGAUCUUUAAAUUUUGAGACAGUAUAAGGAAAAUCUGGUUGGUGUCUCACAAAUGAGUACGCCAUUUUUUAUUCUGUAUAUUUAGAAUGAAGUCGUGAAAAACUUUAUAAAGACAUCUUUGAUCAUUCCAAAA